Linum trigynum is the source of this 1956-nucleotide messenger RNA. The record is from the annotation of a GenBank genome assembly. Lineage: Eukaryota; Viridiplantae; Streptophyta; Magnoliopsida; Malpighiales; Linaceae.
AUGGCGGCUCUGGCGCCGGGAAUCCUGUCCAAGCUUCUUGAAGGAAUGAACACCGGGACGAAACCCACUAGCGAGCACCGGAGCUCGCUCCUCCAGGUCACCGACAUCGUCCCCGCCGACCUGGACGAGAAAUCCCUCUUCCCCAAACAUGGGUUCUACAUCAAAGUCUCCGACUCCUCGCACUCCAUCUACGUCUCCCUGCCUCCCGAGCAGCACGAUUUCGUCCUCAGCAACAAGAUGCAGCUGGGUCAGUUCAUCUACGUCGACAGGCUGGAGCCGGGGUCGCCGGUCCCGGUCGUGAAAGGCGCCAAGCCGCUCCCCGGACGGCACCCGUUGAUGGGGACGCCGGAGCCGUUGAUGGGUCUGAGAGGGAAAGGGGAGAGGAAAGAAAGCGGCAACCAGGUCAAUUUCCAGGUUAGGGCUUCCGGUAAUCGGAGAGGUUCUUGGGGAAUUGGAGGAGGAGGAGACGAUCAUCGGAAUCAAUUUGGUUCCCCGAUGGCGUUGAAACCGGUUCCGUUGGAUUUCGAUCAGUGUGCAACGCCGGCGAAACAGAGGAUGAGCUCUGCGAAGAAGCCGUUGAUGUCUCCGAUGAUAAUGAGAGGGAGAUCGGUGAUUAGCAAAGACGGGUGCGAGAGCAACAGCGGAUUUCGAUGCUCGCUAGGCGGCGGAUUGCUGUCGAAAAUGGCGGAUAAUCCCAAGUUGGCGGCGGCGGAGAGCCCCUUGCUGAGGAAGAGCUGCGCGGCGCCUUCUUCGGCUUCCAAGUUCCCCAGGAGUCGAAGCGUUUGCGGCGAUCGAGACUCCAGAAUCCCGAUUAGCAGCCCCUACAUCUCAUCUGGGAAGAAAAGCUCGACGUCGCCACCGAGUAUGAGGAACGCCAAAGUAGUGGGUUCCCUGAAAUUGGGCUGCGGAGAAACACAAAACUUGUCCACCACAAAUGCUGCGGCGGAGCAGCAAUCUCAGUCCGUUAAUUCGGUCUACGGCAGCCCGGAAACCAGUCUUCCGAUGAGUCUGCCGGGAAAGCUAAGCACGCUCGGGAAGGAAGCAGUGCAGCAGAGGGAAACUGCUCAGAAGAUGGCUCUCCAGGCAUUGAGAGAGGCUUCUGCUACUGAAACAUUAGUCCGAUCUCUCAGAAUGUUGUCUGAUUUGACAAAAUCAGCAAGGCCAGAAGCCCCAUCUGCUUGUUUCGACAAGUUCAUAGAAUUCCACUCCCAAAUUGCGCAGGCAGUGAACGAUAUGCUCUCCAUUCAAGCAGCCACUACUCCUACUGUUACUGCUGUGGAAUCGACGCCGAAAGCUGAUCAAAAGGCUAACAACAACAACAAUAAACGAGUACUGAAGAAUCCAGAGGAAGAGUUUCCAAUCUUGAAUGAACUCAUUCACAACUCCAUGAACCACCAGUCAAAAAGAAGAACAGCCCUGUACAAGUCCAUUGCUGCCUUCCCUUCUGAGCAGAAGCAGAGUUCUGGUACCAGCUCAAGGAUCCUGAGAUCAUCGACGGCUGGCAAGGUGUUCUCCGAGAGAAAGAUGAUGCCAUCUAGUCCUCUUGGGAAGCUGCAACUUGAAGCAGUGAGCGAGAAUGAUGAGAACAGGAAACCAACAACCACCACAACUAUUUCUGCUGGUGUUGCUGCUGCUGCCAAUGGUUCUUCCAGCUUAUGUAGCACGAUCAAGCUGGGCAAGGAGAUCGAGUCUGAAGCCGGGACAUGGUUCAUGGAUUUCGUGGAGAAAGCAUUGGAAACUGGCAUGAAGAGAUCUUCAUCAUCAUCAUCAAGAGGGAAUAGCAGUAACAGUAAGAGCAUGAAUGCAGACGGGGAUGGUAAGAAGGUCCCUCAAUCCGUCAUAUUGAAGGUGAUUAAUUGGGUGGAGGUGGAACAGUCCGAUGGCAGCAAGAGGCCAGUUCAUCCCAAAGCUGCCCAGGUUGCGAGGAGGCUAAGGAUCAAGAUGAAGAACCCUUGA